UGAGCUGUGCAGAGCCCGGAGCCCGGCCUGCGUCCUGACCGGGCUGCUGCAGGCCUGUGGGGUGGGAAGCGAGUGCUCCUCCCAGGCUGGAUUCUGGAGAUGUGUCCAGGUUCAGGGGCCCAGCACUUCAGCACCUGGAUCUAAAGGGCAUCACAAAGGGGCUAUAGCAAUGGAGCCAGCGGUAUUCAGGGUGCUUGACCCAGCCAGAUGAUCCCGAGGACAGAGACUCCAACCCCACCCGGAACCUGUCUCUUCUCCAUCGGCGUGGAAUCCAUUCUGACGUCACUGAACGUCCCGGGCUGUGCAGCGCCUUAUACAGAGCAACCUCUCUUCUCCCGGGGCGUUGAUCACAGAGCCAGUUGCUUGUGCAGAAGGGUGGCUGCGUAAUUCAUGAUCCUUAACCUGCUGAAGUCAUUGGCAAAACUCCCCCUGACUUCAGUGCGAGCAGGAGCAGGCCCUUGCUCAUUUGUUUUCAACGGGGCAGGACGUGGGGGACAGGAACCAGGACUCCUGGGUUCUGUUCUCCACUCUGCCAAGGACUCACUUUGUGACUUCAGACAAGUCACCCGGGGCCCAAUUCGGCAGCCUUUCAUCAUCUGAAUGAUCCUGACUCAAGAGUUGCAGAAUCAGGCCCUCAGCUGCUCCGUGCCUCAGUUUCCCCUCUGCCCAAUGAUACUUCCCCAUCCCAUGGAGGGAGGGGGUCUCAGUGAUUGCUGGGAAAGAGGUUCUUCAGCCAGCCACCCGCCAAGCAGGAGCACCUCUCCGUCGUGGCACCGCACCCCUUCUUCCCAGGGAUCCCCCUAGGACCGAGCACUGCCAAAGGGCUGGCGGAGCAACCUGGGCACCUCCUGCUGCUUCUCUGGCGAACGCGUGAGGCUGGCGUGGGGCAGUGCCCAGCCCCAGGAGAAGGCCCCCCCAGGCUGCGGCGCCGUGGAGCCCGGCUGUAGGGAAGCCUGAAGCUGGGCUGCAGAGGUGCCGUGUGUGUUGGGGGAGCCGCCCUGCCCGUGGCCAGGGAUGGAGGCCAAUGGCAGCCUGGCCAGCGAGCUGGGCUCGUGCUUCCGCAGCACCAACUUCAGCACCACCCUCAGCGCCACCCUCAGCGCCAACCUCAGCGAGAAGCUGAUUGUCUCGCGCUGGUUCUCCACCGCCUUCGGCAGCAUCGGUCUUGCCUCCAACCUGUUUGCCCUCUGCGUGCUGGUCAGCUCCUCCCGGAAGAUGCACAGCCGCGCCCGCUCCUCCUUCCUCAUCUUCCUCUGCGGCCUGGUGGUGACGGACUUCCUGGGCCUGCUGGUCACCGGGACCAUCAUCAUCUCCUACCACUUCACCAAGUUCAACUGGAUGGUGGUCGACCCCGCCUGCUACCUCUGCAACUUCCUGGGCCUCUCCAUGGUCUUCUUCGGCCAGUGCCCGCUGCUGCUCGGCGCCACCAUGGCUGGGGAGCGCUUCUUCGGCAUCAACCGCCCCUUCUCCCGCUCCACCAGCAUGUCCAAGCGCCGAGCCUGGUUCAUGGUAGGCCUGGUCUGGGCCUUCUGCCUCUCCCUGGGACUCCUGCCCAUCCUGGGCCUGGGGGAAUUCACCCUGCAGUUCCCCAACUCCUGGUGCUUCAUCACGAUGCUGCAUGACCCCAAGAACGUCACCUUCUGCCUGAUCUUCGCCCUGCUGGGCAUCCUGGCCGUCGGCCUCUCCUUCCUCUUCAACACGGUCAGCGUGGUGACCCUGUGCCGGGUCUACCACGACCGCGAGUCGGUGCAGCGGCGCCGGGACAGCGAGGUGGAGAUGAUGGUGCAGCUCGUGGGCAUUAUGAUCAUUGCCACCGUGUGCUGGUUACCCCUGCUGAUCUUUAUCAUCCAGACGGUCCUGCAGGAGCCCGCACCCGACCUGCUGCCCCGCCAGAUCCCGCGGCAGACCGAGGAGAUGCUGCUCAUCUACCUGCGCAUGGUCACCUGGAACCAGAUCCUGGACCCCUGGGUCUACAUCCUCUUCCGCAGGGCCGUGCUGAAGCGCAUCUACCCCAGCCUCAAGACACGGCCCUCCAUCGUCUCCCUGUACCCCAUGUUCAACCCCUCGCUGCGCCGCAAGCUCACCCAGGAGUCCGUGCUGCAGUAGCGGGGGGCAUCUGGGCGGGCAGCGAGCAACGGGCCCAGAGUGGGCACUGCCAGGGGGGCACGAGGGAGAGACGGGCCCCAGCCGGGACUCAGGCUGCCCCAGGGACAGACGCUUUGGGUUGGCACCUGAACUGAUGUUGCCUCCAAUCUCUGGGCCCGGCCCGCCUGGCAGCAGGGAGCUGUGGGGCUGAGCUCCCUGCCUGACCCCUCCCAGGAAGCAUGAGGUUGGAUGCCCCAGCCACGAGCUGGCAGAAUGGGGAGCUCAGCACCAGCUCCAAAGGCCACGCCCCAUCCUGGAGGGUGCCAGCACCCACGGCCCAUGGUGCUCCUGGGGUGGGUGCUGAGAGCCCCGGGAGGGAGAUUCCCUCCCGCCACUCCAACCUCCACGACUCUUGGCUUUACCACUUGGGCAGAAAAACCUCAUUUAAAAACUCACAAUCGUUGGAGUAGGAGCUGCCCCCCCCCACCGCGCACCCCAGCUGCACCCACAGCCAGUGCCCCCCUCAACUGCAAGUGCACCCACUGGCGCGUCGCUCCCGGUGUCCGCCGAGAUGCUGCGCCCGGCGCCACACGGGCCGGGGGGCACGGCUGGAAUUUCCUGCCUGGGCCUUGGCUGGGUGUCGGACUCGGCCCCAUGGACGACAGCCCCUGCUGCUGCUUGGAAGGGAGCCAUUGUCCCUGCAGCCUGGGGCGGGGGCAGGAGGGGGCUGGGGCGUGCAGGGGGAGGAAGGGAACAGGCUGGCUGGGGGGCAGGA
This is a messenger RNA of Mauremys mutica (yellowpond turtle), 2860 nucleotides long. It is a transcript of the gene TBXA2R, whose product is annotated as thromboxane A2 receptor. Gene Ontology annotation, molecular function: thromboxane A2 receptor activity. The record is from RefSeq and is a predicted model, not a curated record. The transcript is spliced from 5 exons. Lineage: Eukaryota; Metazoa; Chordata; Testudines; Geoemydidae. Gene Ontology annotation, biological process: adenylate cyclase-activating G protein-coupled receptor signaling pathway; inflammatory response; positive regulation of blood pressure. Gene Ontology annotation, cellular component: plasma membrane. Bases 1015 to 2106 code for a protein of 363 amino acids.